Messenger RNA from Diversispora eburnea, 1263 nucleotides. The record is from the annotation of a GenBank genome assembly. Lineage: Eukaryota; Fungi; Glomeromycota; Glomeromycetes; Diversisporales; Diversisporaceae.
AUGUAUCUUUCUCUUAACUCGUUGAAAUAUCGUGCCUUUUGGGAGAAAACGGAUCAACCUUCCCUCAAGAAGUUUUUAGAUUUUCGAUUUUCAGCUGGCGAUAUAGAAAAAAUGCUGGGAAAGACUAUCACGUUUGUUGGUGAGUUUGCUCCACGAACCGCCUUGAGACUCAUCGAUUCAUUAAGUACACCAUUCUAUCCUGCAACCUGUCAUGCAUGCAGUGGGAAAGACUGUCAUGCAAAGAAAAAGUUACAAGACGAAGAAGCAAAUUUGAAAAUUCAGGAAUUGCAGACGACUCAGCACAUUACAAUCGCCUCGGUGACGACAGAACAAAUCCAAAAAUAUGCUGAGUCAAUUACCAUUAGCAUUGCAAAGAGAUUCCUUAAUACUGACAACGAAAAUAUAGCAAAACGUAUUCGAAUUCAUAAGAACGAUAAUGAUGAGAAUUGUGAGAGCGAUAGUGAUGAGAGUGAUAGUAAUGAGAACGAAAGUGAUAAAAGCGAAAGCAUAAUUAAUGUGUCGAGAAAGUUCAAAGAAUACCAAAUGCAGUUAAUAGAAAGUGUAAUAGAAAAUGUAGUAGAGGGAGUAAAAAUAUCAAGUACGAAAUAUUCACUUGCAUCAAUAAUUGUGUUGAUUAAACCAUGCCCAUAUUCUACUUUUACCCCUGAUGAAUGGAAACAAGUAAUUAAUACCAAUCCUUAUGCUGUCAAAGAAUCGGUGUGGGAUAAUCCCUUUGCAUCCUUAUUAUCUGAAGCAUGCAGUAACAUUGCAAUAGGAUUAGAUAAUAAUUUUGUAUCAAAUGAUGAAAGCGAUUUGGGUAAAAAAGCUAGUCGAAUAUUUAAUAAUCUAAAAGAAGACUUAACAUCAGCACAAACAAAAAAAAUCACUGAAAAUGAGCAUCGAUUUUAUUAUUUAGAUCCUUUGUUGAGACCAUUUUUCUGUGGAGAUUCAAAAGAUUACAAAGUAAGGUUAGAUAAAAGCGUAAAGGGUUCGUUGAAAAGACCAGAUUUUAGUUGUAGAAUUGAUGAUAUUACAAUAUUAAAUUCAAAAGUAAAGCCAUUAGGAGAUGAUAUAAACUCAUAUUUUAUGGAUUUACAAUAUGAUGGUAUAUACCGAUCAUGGCCUUUGCUUGCCACCAAAUUAAUAACGGAAAAGGAAUUAUUUCCAUUGAUGUUUUGUUUAGUAUUCCAAUUAUAUUUCAGAGGAUCACAAGCGAAUAUUUUAGUAGAUCGUGUCAUCACACCCUCUCGAGUACAUUAUUGA